AUGAAGUUCCUGCUUUGGCUUACCGCCGUCCAUGUUGCGCAGGCCGCGGGAAGACAUGGGCGAAUGAAGAAGAGACAGGCGAUUGAGGCUGAAGUUGACGGAGCUGUCAAUGCUGCCAAACUGAGGCUGUCUUAUAUCACCGAGACCACCACCGAAAGAGUGACCGAGACACAAAUCAGGACCAUCUUGCAGACUCCUGCGGCUAUAGCUCCUGCUGCCGCUGAAGCUGUUACUGUUACCAUCAACGCCGAGCCUGUGACUGUCACCGAAACCAAGACCGAAGUUGUCAACCAAGUCGAUACCCAAUAUGUCACUCAGGUCCAGGUCGAGACUCAAUUCGUUACCCAGGUCGACGUGCAGAUUGUUACCGAAGUGGCGCCACCACUUCCCGCCGUUACUAUCAAGGAGCCAAUUACCGUCAUCGAGGUUGAGCCUCUCACUAUUCACAGUGUCAUCACCGAGACGGUGAACAUUCCUGGAGAAGCACCACUUCCCGUCACUGUUACUGUUCCUGGCGAGGCACCCGCCGCCGUUACCGUGACCGUUCCAGGCGGAGGACCCGACGCCAUCACUAUUAUCCACACCGUGGAGGCCCCCCAAGCUCCCAGCGCUCCUGUUGGACAAGCCCCUGGACCUGGCGUCACUACAAUCCCGAUUCCCGAGAGCGCCCUGCCCAAGACGACACUCGCAUCAGACCCUUAUGCUGUUACUGGACCCAUCAGGACCGAGAGCAUCACCCCUAAGCUCCCUACCAGUGCCCUCGAUGCGCCCAUUGCUGGGCCUUCCACCAGCCCGGCAGACCAACCCGUCGUACAGCCCGCUCCGGCACCCCCGACCAGCGCUGCCGAAGAGCCUGUAGCCCAGCCUUCCACCACUGCCAUCGAGCAGCCCGUGGUACAGCCCUCUACCACGGCUGUCGAGCAGCCCGCGACUACUUCUGCCGAAGAGCCCGCUGCUGAGCCUACUUCCAGCCAAGCAGAGCCUUCCGCCGAACCAACCCCUACUCAGGAGGAACCCGAAGAGGAGAAGCCUACCAUGUCUCCUUCGAUGGAGCUCGGUAACAUGGGACCUGACACCACAGGAGCUAUCGCAGCACCUAUCCUUGAUGGAACCAGUCCCACGACAACAGGAAAGGCGCCUUCUCAGACACGAACUCCCGUCGAUCUCUCCGAUCCCUCGAAACUGAGCAGUGUUCUUGACUUGGGUAACUUGGGUGGAGGAUCAGGACCCCUCAAGGCUCGUGCCACGGGUUCCCCAUGA
Molecule: messenger RNA, 1260 nt
Organism: Fusarium coffeatum
Lineage: Eukaryota; Fungi; Ascomycota; Sordariomycetes; Hypocreales; Nectriaceae
Exons: 6
Coding region: 1-1260 (419 amino acids)
Source: RefSeq, a predicted model, not a curated record